Tetrahymena thermophila SB210 is the source of this 2580-nucleotide messenger RNA. RefSeq lists its product as hypothetical. NCBI's taxonomy places the organism in Eukaryota, Ciliophora, Oligohymenophorea, Hymenostomatida, Tetrahymenidae. The record is from RefSeq and is a predicted model, not a curated record. The transcript has a single exon.
AUGUCAGCUACACAAAAAAGGAAUAGUGAUACAGAUUUAUUUUUUAUAAUUGAGUCUCUCACAAUUUAUUUUGAGAAGAUCCUCGAAAUUAUGGAUGAACCUCUCAAAAAUUAUUCAAAAACAGAAUGGUUUAAAUUCAAAGAACUGCUUACCUCUCCAGAUCUUUCGCCCUGUAAGUGUUUUUCUUAUGCCAACUCUUUAAAAUUAGUUAAGCCUUAGCCUAUUGUAAAAGUGGCAACAUUCAACUUAGGUGAUUUAGGGGAUUAGUAAUCAACUGUGUCACAACCUUAAUCUAAUCAAUAAUCUGUAACAUAAACACCAGUCUUAACUUUAAAAAAAUAAGAACCUUCGAUUACAGUGCCAAGUUUAAUUUCUCUUAGCACAGUGAGCCCACCAAAUACUUUUUAGAAGUAAUACUCCUUUAACACAUCUAAAAUACUUAAUGAAAAUAAAGAACAAGAAUAAAAGAAAACAAAAAAUUCAAUAAUUAACGUUCAAUCACUUUAGUAAACUAGCUAGCCAUAAAUUUAGCAGUAAAAUGGAAAUAGUUCUACCCAAUAAAAUUUAUUAUCACCUCCUCCUUAAACAUAUUUAGGAGCUUAGUCACAACCACAUUUUAAUUAUAGCAAUUAAAUAUCUAUGAAUUCGAUAAGUGGUUCACCUAGCAAAAUUUAGAGCUCUGCUCAAACUUAAACUAAUAUUAGCACAACCCAAGCUGGAAAAUCUUCACAUAACACUAGCAAUUAAAGUUCUUUAGGAAAUAAUAAUUAUUUAAAUGGAGGCUCUUCAAACAAUCCUAGUUAAAAUGUUAAGCAAAUUCAAUAGACAUUGCAGAAUAUUAGCUCAAUCGGUAUAUCUUCAGCUAACCAAAAUUAAGCAGUAGGAUCCAAUAGAAUUCAUAGUAUCUCUAUCAAUUCUGCUAAUAACUCAAGCAAUCUUAAUUUUUCAUCUAACCAAACCAACGCUCAUAAUGCAGCAGCAGCAGGUUCUAACCCAAAUAAUAAUAAUUCUUCAAGUAACAACUAUGCAGUCGAUGAAAGACUGCGUUCACCCUAAUUAAAUAGCAGUAAUCAAAAUGGCAUUUAUUUAUCAAAAACCUCUUCUCGAAAUUAAGCCACAUCAGCUUCUAGAUUAAAAAAUAAAAAUCAUAUUUCAGUUUCAAACAUUUCAAACCUCUAAGUUAGUAGCAAGAAAUCACCUUCGUAGCUUGAAAAGCUAGUUUCUUCUACAAAAGUACCAUAGGCUCAUAUGAAAGCUCAAAAAUCGCUUUAGAUUGAUAUCAAAGAAAAUAGCUUUUAAUCAAGAAAUAAUUUGUAAAGCAAUCCAAGCGUUAUGUCUUCAACCUCAACUCGUGUUGAUUUGAGCAAAAUUAAUUAAAAUUCUAUUGGAAAUUUGCUUAGUACAAGUAAAAAUUUAACUGGCUCACCAUAGUAUAUAACUUCAUCAACUAAUUAUGGAAACUACAAUUCUCAUCUUUUAUCUUCUGUUGGUUCAUCUUAAAAUGGUUACAGUAGCUCUGCUAGCAAAGGCUUGACCAACAACUUAAGUAGCAAGAGAUUUGAAGGAUAAAGUAUGACUGAUCGUAUCAGAGACAAACCUUAGAUGAAUUCAAUUAAAACGGAGUCUGUAUUAAUAGAAAAUAGCCCUCCUAAUCAUAAUAAUUACACUGAUAAUAGCUCUAAUGGCAAUUUUAAUAAUGCUUCUCCUGAAAACAAAUAGAAUUAGAAUCCUUUAACAUUCACUUCCUCAACUAGCAAUAGCAUACUUAAUUUAGGUCUUUAAUAGGUACCUUAAAACAUAGUUUAAAUAUAGCAAUAAGUUAUACAAGAAUAGCCUUAAAAUGAGUCAAUUGGAUCACCUUCUAAUACACCCUUAACUACUGCUAUAGGAAUAGAGCAUCCUCCAAUUCGUAAAAGAGCAAGAAGAGAGACUAGAAAGCUCAGUUUAGAGAAAUUCUAAAAUAAUAUUGAUGCAGUUUAGAGAUAGAGUGAAUUAGAAGAAAAUGGCAUUACUCCUAUCCUUCCCUUAGCCCAUAAUAAAGGAUAUUAGCAAGUUCUUAUGAACCGUCUAGAUAUUCUCCAUUCACCAAAUAAUCAUUAAGAAAAAAAGCGUGAUCCUUCACCUGUAAAUAAUAGAAUCGCUUGCGAUAAAAUACAAGGAAUCCACGACUUCUAAAAAUUCAAAGCAGAAGAAGAUGUAGUAAAAGAAAAUCCAUACAAGCAUUUAUUGUAAAAAGUUCAACAAAGAAUUAAUGUAUUUUUGAUGGAUUCAAAAACAUUAGAGUUGAUAUCAGGAAAGUUCACAGAUGUAGAAGAAACUAAAAGACAUAGAGAAUAAGCAAAUAAGCAAGGAGCUGCUGUUAGUUUCUAAUCUGCCAAUAAUAAUGUUAAUGGAGGAGUGCAGGAAAGACAAGAAAUCAAAAGAGAUAAGUUAAAAAAAUACUCAGUAUUUGCUAAAAAAGGAUAAGAUUAGCAAAACCUCAAAAAGGUAGAUGAUCAAAUUACAAAAGACGAGCUUAAAUUAGUCAAUCCUCUAAUAAAACAAAGAAAAAGGGAUGAAAAAAAGAAGUUAAUUAUUUGA